AUGGGAAAAAAAGAAAAUCCAACUACUCCAAUUUCAAGUUCAAAUUCAAUACAAACUGUUACUGAUAUUCAGAAUAUUCAGAAUGAGCAGAGGAAUCAGGCUAUGGCUGUGGCUGUUGCUACUCGCGGGCCGCAGCUGAUGCCAGCAGUGGCUGCUGCACAGGCUGCAGCUGUUGUGAUCCGCUAUGACUUCUGGUUCGAAAUGAGAGUUCUAGAAGUAUUGAAGAGGCUGCUGCUGUUAAAAAUCAAUGCGUCUAUCGAUCUCACUUGGCGGAGAAAGGCAUUGCGUGCUCUUAGAGGAAUAGUGAAAUUGCAGGCCCUGGAUAAGGGGGUCCACUUGGUGAGAAAACAGGCUAAGGCAACUCUUACGAUGUAUGCAGGCUUUGGUGACAGCACAAGCUCAGAGCGCGUGCUCAACGGAUCCGAAUGGUGUCCGAAGGAAAGCCUAAUCCAAAUCAAUCAACUCCUAGAAAUGUCAUGGAAAUGGAAAAUGACCUGUUCAGGCAAAUAUAUAAUGUCAGUUCCAUAA
Messenger RNA from Vicia faba (fava bean), 528 nucleotides. Lineage: Eukaryota; Viridiplantae; Streptophyta; Magnoliopsida; Fabales; Fabaceae. The record is from the annotation of a GenBank genome assembly.